UCACCAUCUCCUUUCUAAAAGAAACUAUUCUUCUCUGUGUCUGUGUGUGACUAGGGAGAUGAUAAUGGAGAUUUCGAGUCAUUACAACGAGAGAUUUCAGGAUUAAGAGAAGAAUUACGUGCUGUGAAAGCGUACUGUCAGCAACCUAAGAGUUCCAUUUGCAAAAAGCCUGAAUCUACACUGGUUGUGGGAAAAAGUGGCGCCUACCUCAUCCGUGGCUUCUCAAAUUUUGCAAGGAACUGCUUCUUCAAUGCAGUUGUUCAAGUGUUAUUGUGCAUUGCACCUUUACGUGUUCCAUUCAUGAAACUGAAUCAGUAUGAUAGACGUCUUACUAGAGCAGUAAAGGAUCUCUUCAUCAAAACAAGUCUCCCCUCCGUCUCAGAUUGUAACACAGCUUUUGGAAACUUGUAUGUAUGUUUUUGUGCCAAAGCCCCCCCCAAUUUCAGUGAUGGUCGGGAUCAAGACACCCACGAAUUCUUGCUUUGCUUACUUCAACUACUGCAAGAGGAAGAAGCAAAGUCGGCUCGGAACUUUCCUAAUUCACCUCCUUUCUUGGUGAAUUCAAUCUUUGGAGGCCGGUUUUUGAAUACCACAUCUUGUAAUUACACUAAAUGUGAGUACCCUAAUGAAGAGGGCCAACCUUUUCUACAGAUGCUACUACCAAUCCCUGUUACUGGUGAUUCGAGUCGUGCUUCCAUGGUUGGCAAUACGGGUUCAGAAGUGUCCUUAACUACUUGCUUAGACCAAUAUAUACAGUUGGAAUUUAUCCCUGAUUGGCGCUGCACUCGUUGUGGUUACAUGGGUGGGAAUUAUAGAACUCGAGUUAUUCGUGCUCCUUUGAUUUUAACAAUUAGCUUCGGAAGGUUUAACGCAAAGAAUGAGAAGAUCAAUGAUUAUGUUCUCUUUGAGGAGACUUUUGAUCUACAACCAUACACGGACCCCAGGUUUGUCGCGAGUGAUAAGCUUGAAUAUCACCUGAUCGGUGUUGUGGUGCACGAGGGAUCAGUGGAUACAGGCCACUGUUUUGCGUAUGUGAGAGGCGAUAAAAGUGUUGGUAGUGAAGAAGAUAACAAAGAUUUCACCUGGUAUUGUUUAAAUGAUAGCGUUGUUCAUGAAGUUUCCUUACAACAGGUCCUUGAGUCACAAGCGUAUAUGUUGUUUUAUGAAAAAAAGGAUUCACCUGUUAAACAAGGCUUGGGUUAUGCUACGACCAGUUCCGCACUUGGUCCUCCAGCUACACCUAGUGGGUACUAUGAAAACCGUUCAGAGCCAGGCCUUGGCAACUACCGCACUGCGUCCAUCAGUAACCAUGGAUCUUCAAAACAAAGGCAUCGACGUUCGAUAUCAAGCACAUCUGGGUCUGAUAUUGUUUAUGGGAGGAUUUGAAAUGGAAUGUUUGGGCUAGAUGGAGAUCCGACCAAGGAAGUGAGGACGAAUAAGUUACUGCUGAGAAGAUGAGUAGAAGUGACAGGUCUACCUUUAAUAGCAUGUGUUGAUGCAGCAUUACUUUUUCUUGGUAAAUCGAUGUUGUUUUUUUGAAUUGAAACUGAUUUUUGUACUUAAGUGUGUAAUACCAGGAGUGAAAAAGCAUUGGAUUGGGGUGACUUUGUUGAAUUCCUAGAUGUCCCUAACAAUUGAAACUUAGUAAUUAAAUAGAAAAAAAGAGGGUCAUGCAUGCUUGGUUGA
Messenger RNA from Papaver somniferum (opium poppy), 1686 nucleotides. RefSeq names its product ubiquitin carboxyl-terminal hydrolase 2-like. The transcript is spliced from 5 exons. Gene Ontology annotation, cellular component: cytosol; nucleus. NCBI's taxonomy places the organism in Eukaryota, Viridiplantae, Streptophyta, Magnoliopsida, Ranunculales, Papaveraceae. Gene Ontology annotation, biological process: protein deubiquitination. The coding region runs from base 301 to 1386 and encodes 361 amino acids. The record is from RefSeq and is a predicted model, not a curated record. Gene Ontology annotation, molecular function: cysteine-type endopeptidase activity; cysteine-type deubiquitinase activity.